Molecule: messenger RNA, 4863 nt
Organism: Doryrhamphus excisus (bluestripe pipefish)
Lineage: Eukaryota; Metazoa; Chordata; Actinopteri; Syngnathiformes; Syngnathidae
Source: RefSeq, a predicted model, not a curated record
CUACACUUUGUUAUAAGUAGUAUAAGUAUUUUUGAUACAAAUUCAGCUUUUGUGUCAAUAAAAAAAUGACCUAUACUUUGUAAGAUGGUGGCACGUACACACCGCGAUCUCCCGUUUUGAAGUUAUGAUUUAUUUAUAAUAUAUAUAAUAAAUGUAUCUGCCAACAUCGUAUGGCGUUGAAUGGGGCCACAGUUGAUGUCAGUUACAAAGACGACGGGGGGCCAACAGGUGCUUCAGUGUCUCGUCUGACAGUAAUCUUAUUAUGUCUGAUGGUUGCUGGGCUGCGGGGGGGGGGCAGAUUAUUUUGAUGGUUUUUGCCACAAGUCACAAGAAACCUUUUUGUUUAGCAUCACCUACCAGGACUUGUAUGUGGUCAAUGGGGGUGUCCAACUGUUUUGUGUGUGGUGUUUUUAGGCUGGGGAGUUUGGGAGAGACCAGACUUCCACUGGCGGUGGGGGGCAGCAGAGACGACAAGCAGCCAUUAUGCUACACGUCACUACGAUACCUGGAGAAACAGGGAGUGCUGUGGGGCAAGAGCAGAGAGGAGCUGCACCUGAGAAUCUACUCUCAGAAGCCAGUCAGAGGCUGGGAGGGUCAACCUGCUCACAUGUAUGGAGAGAUCAUUCACUCCUCCGUCGUGUGUCUGCACAGCAAGUACCCUCAGGAGAGGUGUGAACACUUCCUGGUUUUAUUCUCCUUCCACCUGCUCAUCCUCUCCUUGGACCACACUAAGCAAGACUUCAUUUAUGAGGGACUACUUCCUCUUUCCGGACUUUCCUUCCGCAUCAUCCCCAUGGAGUGUGACAUCUCACAGUCACCUCACAUGUUUGAGAUCAGCAGCCGGAUGAUGGAGCCUAAGGUCUUCAUAAGUUCCACUGGUGCAGAGCUGCAGACAUGGAUGCGGCACCUAGAAGACCGGACAUACAAGUCCAAGACGCAGCCCAUGAGUCCUUCUCGCUGUGCUCUCUCCUAUCUAUUACCUUGUGAUGAGCACUGGAAAAGAGAGGAGCUGAAGAAGUACUUGAUGCAUGCUCCAAUAUGGGAGUGGGAGGGUUGCCCUAUACAGCACAUGGGACCACCAGCCUACUUGUCAGUUGUCCAUAUCAUCAAUACGCACAGACAGGGUCUCCACGAACGACUGAUGGUUCUCUUCCCUCAAGAUGUUCUGCUGCUGUCAGUAGACAACAAGCUGCUCAGUAUCACAUAUCAGGGCAGGCUACCGCGUCAAGGCAUCGAAGCCACAGAGAAAUCAGCCCAACCUGGACGACUUGAGUUUGAGCUUCGAGGAGCGCUGGUGGAGCCGCUGCAGGUAUCUUGUACCUGCAUGGAGGAUCAUCACAACUGGAUCUUUCACUUACAACAGCGAGACAAGAGCAAAGGAGUGGCAAGGAGACCAUCAUAACAAAAGAAGAAGCACACGCCAAUGGAUGCAGCUGAGUAUGCGGAAUAGUGUUUGGACUUAGCUGAAGGGAAGUGUGCAUUAUGUACAGGUACGAUGAGUAUGCAUAAACAUGGAGUGGACAUCUUCUCAAACCAACUUUGUUAAAUUCUUUAAAUCUUUUUGUGAGUUUAACACAACAAACUGCUUACAGACGAGAUCGAUUGAAUAUAUUCCAGUUUAUUUAAUGGUUGAACUGUUUAGUACUGUGUAGACUUCCAGCCUGUUGUCUGAGUAAUGCAAACAAAAUGGGGUGUCAAAUGUGGAAUGGGGGCUAGUUUGGAUGUUUUAUUGCAUAUUUUGUAUAUUUUGGGGGAAAUAAAAUGAUUUCUAAAUUGAUGAGAUGCCCCCCCCCACAUCCUUAAAUUUUUCUGUAUGUGGACAGAUACUGUACAAGAUUUCAUUUUGCAUUGGGGCUGAGUGGAGCAGUGACCAACCAGAGCCAGCAGAUGGCCCUCCACCUACGGUCGUGAGUGAUAAUCUAGUACUUGAUGCUUUUUUUUAAUGGAAAUACAACAUAUGACUAUGGCAACCCAAAAUACUCUUAAACAUAUAUUUAUUAUAUUCUCUAUGUAUUUAGAUCUAGUGGUCUGCUCUCCAAACAUGCCACAGUUAGAAAUGCUCCGAUCAGGGUUGUUUGCUGCCCAUUCCAAUAGCGGUCAUCCAUGACACCGAUCACAUGGAUAAAGUUUACAUUAACAUUUGGGCGGAUUGUCUUUUACGAAUACAUGGGAAAUGAACUGAUCACAAAAUAUUUAGUAGCUCAAGAUACCAAAAUUAACAGAAUAAAAUAGGACUAAUAAAUAUGUUUUUAAAUAUAAAUUUAUCCUGCUCAACUUAAAACAGAAUAAAUUCAGUGUCCAGCUUGCUUUCAUCACUAUUAGUGCUGUCAACUAUUUGGUUUCUUUACGACUGCCAAUAUUUAAAUUGUCAACGAUACUCAAAGGUUAGUACGUACAACAUGUAUGUGACAUCCACUUGUGGAUUCCUGUGGGACAAAAAUGAUUUUUUUUUUAAGGCAAAAUGUCAUUUGGAGUAUGAAAACCAGAAGCUAGGCGGAUAACAUUCGCUAGCUAGCACACAUGCCGCCAUCACACCGAUCGGUUUAGGUGAUUGGCUUUGAAAGGUGUCUAUCGGCAUAGGAUAUUACGGGAUUUUUAUGGAAAUCAGUGGCCAAUCGAUCGGAGCAUCCCUAGUUACAGUACAUAAAUGUUACAUCAAGGCAUCGAACCAGCAAUCUUCCUGAGUCACGUCGACUAGUUUUUCAAAAUAUAUAUUUGCGUUUGUGUCAAAUUAGGAUUGUGAGACCACUCCCAGUGUCUCUUCACUCAUCCUCGCCUUCCAGUUUCUGUGUGACACAUUUAAUGCGGAUGUUUUCCCGGAGGUUGCGGAGACGUGCGCUGCGGCUGGUGAUUUCCUCGAUGUAGGAUUUGGGGAACCAGCCCCGUUCCCCAUCAGACAACCUGAUGCCUUCCACCCAGCCUGGAAAGAACCACAGCAACAAUCCUUAGACGUUUUAAAUACUACAUUUUAUUAUUACCACCUGUCAUACAAUUUGGCGACUGUUAAUAUUAGGACGUAAAAACUCUAAAUCUUAACUUGGGGAUGGAUUGGCCAUCGGAACUAAACAGAUUUUAAUGUCAGAGGUUUUAUUUACAUUAAUAUUUAAAUCUGCCAGUGUAAUGGUUCAGAACACUUGCUUAACGGUCUAUGAAACGUACAUAAGAACAUGAACGUCUGCUAUUUUUACACUUUGUAAUCAUUUCUACCUAUAAUGGUAUAAUCUUGAAGUGGGGAACUGCACUUUUGGGGAAUUUUGCCCAUCAUUCACAAUCAGAACACAUUUCUUUUCCUGCCUCUGUGCAUACUAGCACGAGCAAACGAGUUGAUAUGAGCUAGCUAACAACGGACGUCCUGGGGAAAUACCUAUUUUGAUGCUAUAGCCCUCUUAUUGGAUUGGUCAUCGUUAACAUAAACUUUGUGUGGGUUUGUGUGUGUAUGUACGGACUAUUUCCAUGGGUAAGAGUUUACUUACCGUCACUUGUGAUGGUCUUGGCAUGAAGAAUGUCAGCCUUCUCCAGCGUCAACUCAUCAUGUUCCUGGGCCUGGUAACUUCUAAUGCACUGCACCUGGGAUAUGUCUGGGAGGACAACAUGGAGGCAUAAAUGAGAGCUACACAGAACGAGUGUUAAUGGUUGUUUUUCCAGCUGUGUACUGACCAUCAUUCUCACUGGCGUUCUCUAUGUCCUCCAGUGGAUCUGAUGGAAACAUGGCAGUGAUCCAUCGCUGCUUCCCGCUCCUUGGUGCACACAUAAGUACCAACAUUAAAGCUAAAGAAGCACCUCGUUCAUGUAUGACAAGCAACGAGUGAAGACGCACUCUGUGAGCGAUUUGAGCAGGAUCUGAUGUUUGAGCUGCUGUCCUUCAUACAGCUGGAGGUGGAAGAUGAAACCCGAGAUGCCCUGCAGCUUGUGACUCAGAUCCUUCACUUUCAGCUCUCCUAUCUUGGCAUGCACGAACACCAGGAACUUCCAAGUGCUGCAAGACAACAAAUAACACUCAUUUGUGCCAAUACAACAAGAGGUGCACAUGAAUGCCGACUCACUCUUUCCUCCUGGACAGCAGCAGGCAGUCAUUGAACAGAUGUAGAUACACUGGCUUGGUGGGCAGCUUGAGCUUGGAUCCAGAAAUACUCAUCGUCUGAGUGUCCACCUCCAGGAGCUCACCGUGCUUCACCAGCCAGCGAGACUGGGAGAUAAGAGGAAAGAUCUAGAAAGAAAGGAACUAAUGUGAGUAAACUGCAAACAAGAGACCGUAGAGCUGAUGAAGUGGUAUCACCUUGCCCUCAAAGUCAAUCUUCUUAUUGAGGUGGAUGAGUUCUUCCAUUCUCUUCAUGGACUGCACACUGCAGUUGCACUCUUUAAUCAUCUAAGACCACACAGUUACGCUCGUUAUUGCUGCUUAUUAUUUUCCUUAUUAUUAUUAGAUUGACAGGAAAUACCCUUUUCAGCUCAUUGAAAGCCUUCGUCGCCGUGUCUUCAUCUCGAGAACCCGGUUUCGUCCUCUUUAAGAUGUUCUGCACGGUAAAGGAGAAAGAAGGUGUUUGGCCGGUGCUGUGAUGACAUUCGCACGGUUGAAGUUGCAUUUCAUGUUUGCACUUGAAACUCAAUUACUGUCAUGUACCUCCACCAGCAUUUUAAGCCGCGUGAUCCUCUGGAAUGGCAGGAUUAGGAAGGAGGUCAGAGGUAGUCUUUGGCACACGGCGUCCUCCUCCAAACGAGCCAAGAUGAAAGGGAAACGGGGGCUCUCCUGCCUGAAAGCAGCAGAUUACAAAAAGGCAAACAAUUGUUACAAAUGUGAUUAAAAACCAUUGUACGGCUUGGAUGUGAUUCAUCUUGCAGCAUGUUAGGUCAUGCAAGCGUCAG